UCAUGCUGCUGCCAGGUCCAGAGUCUCUCAUGGGUCCCUGUACGGCCUCCCAUUGCUGCUGUCUCCAUCGCCACACUCUGCCAUGUGCCACUUUCAGGUCUCCUCACACUGCUGGUGGGUUCCAUUUUUUGUCAUAGGGUGCUGGCAGAUUACGGGCCUCCCAUAGCUGCUGCCAGGCCCCUAAUCUGCCAUGGGCCCCUAUACCCGCCUCCUCAUGCUGCUGCCAGGUCCAGAGUCUCUCAUGGGUCCCUGUACGGCCUCCCAUUGCUGCUGUCUCCAUCGCCACACUCUGCCAUGUGCCACUUUCAGGUCUCCUCACACUGCUGGUGGGUUCCAUUUUUUGUC
Messenger RNA from Staurois parvus, 345 nucleotides. Lineage: Eukaryota; Metazoa; Chordata; Amphibia; Anura; Ranidae. The record is from the annotation of a GenBank genome assembly.